AUGAUUCUAUCCGUCCACGAACCGCACCACACAACCCACAGUUCGCCUCUCCCAAUCAAACCCGAACCAUACGAAACACACCAAUCCCCAAGGCCAUGCGCUCACCUACCUAAGACGCCCUUGCGCGCCUUACCUAGGAUCUUAUUACGUAUAUUUAAAGCCCGCCCCGGUUCUCGCCCGCCCGCCAUGGCUCUCCGUGUGGUGACCCGCUUCGUCUCCUCCAAGCUCGCGGCCCCUACUCUCCUCCGCCCGCUUCCGCUUUCUACCGCAAGAUCUCUUCCUCACGGCCCCUCUAGACUCCUCAGCACUUCAAUCGCUAGAAUGUCUCCUUCAAAUGUCGCGCCCUUCUAUGAGGGCGAGCCCGAAGGCCCCAUCGUCAAGACCAGCGUGCCAGGCCCCGUUUCGAAGAAAGAGAUCGAUGAGCUACAUGAGGUCUUUGAUACCCGUGCCUUGACCUUGUUGACGGAUUAUGACAAGUGUUUUGGCAAUUACAUUGCAGAUCCCGAUGGCAACGUAUUUUUGGACGUAUAUGCUCAAAUUGCAUCUAUCCCCAUUGGCUACAACAACCCGGCUCUUAUAAAGGCUGCGCAGUCUCCCGAGAUGAUCAACGGAUUGGUUAAUCGUCCUGCCUUGGGCACCUUUCCUCCACACGACUGGGCAAAUGUGCUGAAGAGCGGCAUCCUCAAGGUUGCCCCCAAGGGACUCGACCAGGUAUUCACCGCGAUGGCCGGUUCAGACGCCAACGAGACGGCAUACAAGGCCGCGUUCAUGUGGCGUCGCGCGCACGACCGAGGUGGCCACCAGGUCGAAUUCACGGAGGAAGAACUGAGCAGUGCCAUGAACAACCAGAGCCCCGGAGCCUCCAAUCUUUCAAUCCUCUCCUUCAAAACCGCCUUCCACGGCCGCCUGUUUGGCACGCUAUCAACAACACGCUCUAAACCCAUUCACAAGAUUGACAUCCCCGCCUUCGACUGGCCUCAAGCCACCUUCCCCCAGCUCAAGUACCCCCUUGAGAAGCAUGUCGAGGAGAACCGCGCCGCUGAGCAAGCGUCCAUUGACGAGCUCCGCGCUGUUACUCGCAAGCACAACGUCCUCCUCAUUGUUGACGAGGUGCAGACUGGCGUCGGCGCCACUGGGAAAUUCUGGGCUCACGAGCACUGGAAUCUCGAAGAUCCUCCGGAUAUGGUCACCUUCUCCAAGAAAGCUCAGACUGCGGGUUACUACUUUGGCAACCCAGAGCUGCGCCCUAAUAAGCCCUAUCGCCAGUUCAACACCUGGAUGGGCGACCCUGCCCGAGCCCUCAUCUUCCGCGCCAUCAUUGGCGAGAUCGAGCGCCUUGACCUCGUAGCCAACACCGCCCGCGUCGGUUCCUACCUCUUUGGACAGGGAACCUUUAUUGCCUUUGACAACCCCCGCCGCGAUGAGUUCCUCGGCCGCGCCCGCAAGUUUGGCGUCAAUAUCGGCGGCUCCGGUCAGAGCGCCGUCCGCUUAAGGCCGAUGCUCAUCUUCCAGGAGAAGCAUGCUGACUUGCUGGUAGACGCGCUGGAAAAGGUGGUGCUUUCGUUCAAGGAAUAA
Molecule: messenger RNA, 1575 nt
Organism: Parascedosporium putredinis
Lineage: Eukaryota; Fungi; Ascomycota; Sordariomycetes; Microascales; Microascaceae
Source: the annotation of a GenBank genome assembly